Molecule: messenger RNA, 768 nt
Organism: Eremothecium sinecaudum
Lineage: Eukaryota; Fungi; Ascomycota; Saccharomycetes; Saccharomycetales; Saccharomycetaceae
Gene: LRS4
Product: Lrs4p
Exons: 1
Coding region: 1-768 (255 amino acids)
Source: RefSeq, a predicted model, not a curated record
AUGUCUACUACCCUCCAAGUCCUUGCUAAUUAUUAUGAGUCUGUCAUCCAGUGUGAGCAGAUUUAUAGCGAUCACAUUAUUGCUCUUCAAUUGAGAGAUCCCGAGGCUAAAGAGCAACAUGAAUUGAUGUUAACUAAGGAAGCAAUCAGUUUAAAGAAACAAAUGGAGGAAUUGGUUACGGAGAACGUUAUUCAACAGCAGGAGAUUGAGAAGUUACGUGAAGUUAAUAAGACGCAGCGUUCAGUAUUGGAGUCCAAGCUAGAAACGGCAAAGAAGCAACUAGCCAAGUAUAAGGAGCAAAAGAAUGGGAUACAAAACUACCAGGAGAAUAGUAACUCACCCGGUAAGUCGAAAGGUAGGCAGUCUAGAUUUAGUCGGUUCCAUCUUUUGUCUCCAAUGCAGAGGUUGAAAUCAGGAGAGAGAAGACCAAAUAAGAUAGCGAUAAAUAACCGGGUUGCCCAGCUUCGACAAUUGAUAAAUGAGGGCCAAAAGACGAUUUUCGAUGAUACUUCAGACGAUUCCAUGAACCGUUCGGAUGAAAUGGUGUUUAUUGAGUCUCUGAAGCAGAGAAGUAUGAAAGCUAAAGACUCUAGUAAAGACAUUAAGGAAUUCGAUGAUGAGGGAGAAGCUAGAGAAAGUGAUAUUUCUACUCAGAAGAAGAAACGGAAGCUGUCACGGAAACGCAUAGAAACUGUUUUUACGGAUAACGAAGAACAAGACAUUGCACGGUUUAAAGACUUGAAGAAUGUGUUCACAAGUAAUAAUUAA